UUAGCGCGGGCGCUUCAUUGRUAUACCCUACAGCUGGCGGAGACAGAUUAGCCAUAAGUGAACGGCAUGAAGAAAGUGAAGAAGGCUCGAUGUCGAGGGUUUUAAAGAAGGCAAGAGUAUAGUUUAAAUAUUUUUAAGAGUCAGUGGCACACCAAAGACUUUACUUACAGCCAAAAUGCUCUGCCACGUUACUCGUCCGGAUUCGGUGGUGAUGGAAGUGGAAGUUGAUGCGAAGGCGAACGGUGAAGAUUGUCUGAAUAAGGUUUGCAGAAAGUUGGGCAUUAUUGAGGUGGACUACUUCGGGCUGCAGUUCACGGGCAGCAAGGGGGAGAACCUGUGGCUGAAUCUGAGGAAUCGCAUCUGCCAGCAGAUGGAUAACGUGACGCCCUGUCGACUCAGGCUGCGGGUCAAGUUUUUCGUUGAGCCCCAUCUCAUUCUGCAGGAACAGACGAGACACCUCUUCUUCAUGCAUGUGAAGGAGGACCUCCACCACGGUCAUCUCCACAUGGGCUCAGAGCAAGCGGAGGAGCUGAGUGCUCUCCUGGCUCAGGCAGAGUUUGGAGACUACAACCAAAACACGGCCCAGUACUGGUAUUCAGAGCUGUGUGGAGAGGAGCCCAGCACAGACACCCUCAACAGUAUCAUUUCCCGACACAAAGCUCUGGAAGGUGUGAGCCAGGCCUCGGUGGAGUACCAGGCCCUGCAGCUGGUCUCGUCUCUGGAGCAUUACGGCGUGGAGUGGCACUGGGCCCGCGACGCCGGCGGCCAGCGGCUGGCCAUCGGGGUCGGCCCCGAGGGCAUCGCCGUCUGCAAGGAGGACUUCACUUUAGUCAACAGAAUAAGCUAUCCCAUCAUCCAGAUUGCCACCCAGUCAGGAAAAAGUGUCUAUCUGACGGUGACCAAGGACACGAACGACAGCGUGGUGCUUUUGUUCAAGCUGAUCAGUAACCGGGCAGCGAGUGGUCUGUACCGAGCCAUCACAGAGACCCACGCUUUCUACAGGUGUGACACAGUUACCAACGCAGUGAUGAUGCAGUACAGCAGAGACUUUAAAGGCCACCUGGCUUCCCUUUUCCUCAACGAAAACAUCAACGUGGGCAAAAAGUACGUCUUCGACAUCAGGCGCACCUCCAAGGAAGUGUACGACCACGCUCGCCGUGCGCUGUACAACGCCGGCGUGGCGGACCUGGCRCGGCGCUCGGAAAGCGGGGAGCGUUCGCCGCCGCGCUCGCCGAGCCGGGACGAGCGGCCCGACAAGGAGGAGCUGGACUGCAGCAGCUGCCAGCAGAGCCGGGCCCUGCAGGAGCGGCUGCAGAAGCUCCGAGAGGCUCUGCUGUGCAUGCUGUGCUGCGAGGAGGAGAUCGACGCCGCGUUCUGCCCCUGCGGUCACAUGGUGUGCUGCCAGAGCUGCGCCAACCAGCUGCAGCUGUGUCCGGUGUGUCGGUCGGACGUGGAGCACGUGCAGCACGUCUACCUGCCCACCUGCACCAGCCUCCUGAACCUGACGCUGAACGACAACCACCAGCUCCACGGCAGCAUCCCCACCCCCAUCCGCAGAGACACGGCCUCUCCUCACAGCUGCUCCGACUACGAACACAAGCUCUACCACACAUAAACACACCAAACUCCACUCCCAACAUCAUGAAGCUGCUUGAGAUUUAACUCACAAACUCCUCUUUUUUUUAUACAAACUCCUAACUUCGUUUCCACUCAGCUUUGUGUUUUCCAACUGUCAGUUUCUCGUUUGUUCAUAUCUGCUAGAUUUAUUUUGUUGUUUUUAGGUUUUACUCUUUAAUAUUAUUGUUAAAUUAUUGCAUCAGUUGACCUGAUCGAGAAUUAUGCUUUUGAAUUUGUUUUUGGUUGCUUUCAUCCCUUCUUUGCUCCUAGAACACAAACCACAAAAGGAUCGUGUGUUAGAAUAGCUGAGCUCUGCACAUGUUGAUUGAAGGCAUUAUUUUUAAGUUUUUGACUUUUAAAAAUGUUUUGUUGUGAAUUGAACGUUAUGAUGUAGGAGAGUGGGAUGCUUGUUUUUUUUUUUAUUUGAGUGUGUUUUUAUUCACGUUUCAUGUCUUUCCAUGCCAAUGAGGGGAGUAUUUCGAGGUUCAGCAGUCCUGCUUUUGAAUAUAGCACUGGAUUAUAAUCUGAUACAAGAAGCUCAGACUCUUGUAAAAACACUCCUAAAAUCACUAGAACUCCAAAGCAGGUCUUGAACAUUGUCCAACAUUUAGACCGUGUGUUUCUACUUGUAUUUAUGUCCAUUUGAACAAAAGUCAAUGUGCAAACUCUUAGGUUUGACACAUAACUGCAGCUGCUGCCUCUCAUUACUUCAUCUAGAACGUUCUUCUCUGGGGUUUUACUAGUUUGAAGCUCUUGGGUUUUAUAAAGGGUACUAGAUGUAUAAGUGCAAUACUUGCUUGCGUUUUUUUCUUCUGCCAAGCUUUUCAUUCUCAGUUUUUAUUUAAAUUCAAAGACUUUAUUUAAUACAAAAAGGAGGAAAAAAAUGUUGCCACUUUAUUGUGGAAGUUUUCCACGUGUUUGUCAGAGGUUUGAAUUUAAUGUAGCAGAAAUGUAUUUUAUUAUUGCAAAAUUUUCUCAGACUUUUUUGUGUUUUAGUUCUGGUAAAGAUUAGUUUUUUUGUUUUUUUGUUUUCUUUAAUGCUGACACAUUUGAGCUCAGUCACUGCAGGGGAAAGACUUUUGUACAAGUAGCGGUUUGUUUCUGUUUUCUGAAGCAAAUGCCACUAUGCUGUGUUAAGUAACUCUUAGAAUGAAAGCCUUUUUUAUAUACUCUGCUUUUAACUAAAAGUAUUAAUAAAGUUCUUUUUUUUACAAAAAUA
This is a messenger RNA of Austrofundulus limnaeus, 2836 nucleotides long. RefSeq names its product myosin regulatory light chain interacting protein a (gene mylipa). The transcript has 7 exons. Lineage: Eukaryota; Metazoa; Chordata; Actinopteri; Cyprinodontiformes; Rivulidae. Bases 176 to 1615 code for a protein of 479 amino acids. Gene Ontology annotation, cellular component: cytoskeleton. Gene Ontology annotation, biological process: ubiquitin-dependent protein catabolic process. Gene Ontology annotation, molecular function: ubiquitin-protein transferase activity. The record is from RefSeq and is a predicted model, not a curated record.